Messenger RNA from Scatophagus argus, 2415 nucleotides. RefSeq lists its product as uncharacterized. The record is from RefSeq and is a predicted model, not a curated record. NCBI's taxonomy places the organism in Eukaryota, Metazoa, Chordata, Actinopteri, Scatophagidae. Bases 233 to 1888 code for a protein of 551 amino acids. Gene Ontology annotation, molecular function: oxidoreductase activity, acting on the CH-OH group of donors, NAD or NADP as acceptor; O-methyltransferase activity. The transcript is spliced from 11 exons.
ACUUUGUACCAGCUCCUGUGUUCCACGUGAUUUUUCUGCUCGAGUUCCCGAUUGUCAGUUUAAAAGUUAUGAAAGUCACCGUUCGCCGACACGCCUGUUGCGAAAGCAGUCAGCCACCCUCCCCUAAAGUCAAGAAUCUGCAAACCUCUGUGAUAUAACGUAAACCCCAGCACCCAGUCGUUUGGUAACACCGCUGUGGCCGCAGGAAUCGUCACGCCCAUAAACGCGCACCAUGCCGGCCGACAAAGUUCCUGACACCCCAGUGGAAGUCCUUGUGGAUCUUCUAACAAAAGCCAAAGAGAUAUCUGCAACAAGUAGUAAUGUGACUGAAGAGUUGAGAAGUCACUUGCAGAAGGCUGUGGACAUUGCAAGCGGCCUGGAUAACUACCUGGAGAAAAUGACCACACGGGAAAGUGAACCUCUGGCAGAGCUUUACAAAAAGACAAUUUGUCAUGACUGGAAUCAAGUGCACAAGGAGGGCAAAACCACAUUCCUGCUUCCUAAGGAGUGCAUCACUGGUCAUGUAGAAGGCCAGACCCUGAAGAUGCUGAUCCACAUGAGUCAAGCUAAGAGGGUCCUAGAGAUUGGGAUGUUCACUGGCUAUGGCGCACUGUCCAUGGCUGAAGGGCUACCUGAAGAUGGUUGUUUAAUUGCUUGCGAGCUGGAGCCAUAUCUCAAAGACUUUGCUCAGCCCAUUUUUGACAAGUCUCCACAUGGCAAGAAAAUUACUGUUAAGACUGGAUCUGCUAUGAACACGCUGAAGGAAUUGGCUGCUGCAGGUGAGCAGUUUGAUAUGGUGUUCAUUGAUGCUGACAAGAACAAUUACAUCAAUUACUACAACUUCAUUCUGGAUAACAAUCUGCUGAGAAUGCAAGGGGUCAUAUGUGUUGAUAACUCGCUGUUCAAAGCCAAGGUUUAUCUUAAACACACCACAGACAACAAUGGACUGGCACUUAGAGAAUUCAAUCAAUUUGUCUCAGAUGAUCCACGCGUUGAGCAGGUCAUUAUCCCUCUCAGAGAUGGCAUCAGUGUUAUCCGCCGGGUACCUCUGACCCCUGAGUGUUCAGUGGCACAGAAUAAAAUAGCAGAUGAUGAAGUUUUCCGCGGAGUGAACGGGCGUCCCAUCCUUGAUCGUAUGCGUCUUGAUGGAAAGGUGGCCUAUGUGACAGGUUCUGGGCAGGGCAUAGGCCGAGCAUUUGCUCAUGCCCUGGGUGAGGCUGGUGCGAAGGUGGCCGUAGUAGACAUGGACCAAGAAAAAGCUGAGGCAGUGGCUAAAGAGCUCUUUCUUAAAGGCAUCAAUGCCAUUGCGAUCACAGCUGACAUAAGCAAAUCAGAUGAUGUCCAGAGGAUGAUUGACAGCAUCAUCUCCAAAUGGGGGGCCAUCCACAUUGCCUGCAACAAUGCCGGCAUCAACAUGAACUCAGCCAGUGAAGACACCAGUCUAGAGGAGUGGGACCAAACCUUUAAUGUCAACCUGAGGGGGACUUUCAUGUGUUGUCAGGCGGCAGGUCGAGUGAUGUUGAAGCAAGGAUACGGCAAGAUUAUCAACACAGCCUCCAUGGCCAGUCUAAUAGUCCCCCAUCCCCAGAAGCAACUUUCCUACAACACGUCCAAGGCUGGAGUGGUCAAACUGACUCAGACUCUGGGCACUGAAUGGAUUGAUAGAGGAGUGCGGGUCAACUGCAUCUCACCGGGGAUUGUUGACACCCCUCUCAUCCACUCGGAGAGUCUGAGGCCUCUGGUGCAGCGCUGGCUGUCAGAUAUCCCUGCUGGUAGACUGGCUCAAGUGACAGACCUGCAAGCUGCAGUGGUCUACUUGGCAUCUGACGCCUCCGACUACAUGACAGGGCAUAACUUAGUCAUAGAGGGUGGGCAAAGUCUGUGGUAGAGGGAGUAGAUGAAGAGAUGAAAACUUUUUUUUUCCCUCUUCACUCUCCUGGGAUUAGUCUCCAUAGUAGGUGGCAUUCACAUUAUUCCCUUUUGACACAUUCACUGCAGUGUUAGUUGAAGUCUUACUGGAUGUUUAACUUUUGGUCAGUUAACAUCUGUUAUGUGGUGUGAUGAGAUGACUGGUAGUUUUUUUGUCCUCUGUGUGUCCCACACAGUUUCAGGUUGCUGUCAUGUGUGUUAUGACUGCAGGACACUGAACAUUUUAGUGGAAGAAAAACGCUGUAUCAUGUUAAACACUAAAACGAGGCAUAGCAGCUGCCAAUCUUCUUGUAACACAGUGGAAAUUUGUGAACAUGUCUGAGAAAAUCCAGUAAAGUAAAGGAAAACUGUUACUACUGUGUGCCUUCAAGCAAAUGACGAUUUUGUUACAAUUCAUGCUGUAUGUUCUCUUGACUUUAUUUGAUACAUCGAAUGCUGUUGAAGACAGUUUUAACAAAUGUGACCAAUAAAAGCCACUGAAAGACA